This is a messenger RNA of Amphimedon queenslandica, 653 nucleotides long. RefSeq lists its product as uncharacterized. The record is from RefSeq and is a predicted model, not a curated record. The transcript is spliced from 2 exons. The coding region runs from base 145 to 585 and encodes 146 amino acids. Lineage: Eukaryota; Metazoa; Porifera; Demospongiae; Haplosclerida; Niphatidae.
AAAGAAAAUGUUAACUUUGAUGCAGUUAAAAAUCACACUAGCCUUACUGAUGCUUCAUCUGAUUCUCAUGAUCAGCAAGUUGUAAUUCCUGUUCCAAAAAAUCUAUUGGAAAAUUUCAAAUUAUUGAGAACGUCAUUUGCUAUUAUGAUGUAUAAUGUGUUAAAAGUUAUCAGACAAAAGCCUCCACCUCUCGAUGACCUAAAGGAGCUCCUGCGGCUUUACAUAUCCAGAGGUUUAGAAUCAAAGCUAGAUAGUUGUUCUGAUGUAUCUGGUGUAUUUCGUGUGAUUAUGGGAGAGUGUUCAUUGACUAAUAUUAGUCUGUUAGAAGCUGUAGUUGAAGAAUUUAAAGUCACUGAAGCUGAGGGUUACAUUAAAAAUUUCAGGACAACAUUGACAGAGUCCUGUAAAUCUCUAUCAGUUAGUUUUGGCCUGAAGGAGAGGCUCUCUCAUCAUCUUCAGUGUGAAACAAUAACAUUUGUCUUGGACUGGGAACCUGAAGAGCAUGUGUUGCAAGAUAUUAAAGAUAUUCUUGCCAAGAUAACUGGUAAACUUAUCGUGAUAAAGUAUAUUGAGCCAAGUGUAUGAUAAGUUUAUGGUAUUUAAUUAUUGUUAUUGAUAAUCUAUUAUUUUUGUCCAUUAUUAAUAAUGAAUGU